AGCCCUUUUCCAUCGGGCAAAGAGAUACAAGCGUACAAGCUUCCAAAUCAUCACCACCUUAGCACCGCCUCAUUUUUUUCUCUCUAGUUUGUUAGUUUCUUAAAAUUUUCAUCAAUGGCGUUUCAAAGAACCUUAGCUCAGCGAUUGUUCAACAUAUCGAAAAAAUCGAAUACAAUUCUUGCGAACUGCCGCAUUUCAUCGUCCGCCGUGCAAGCUUCGAUACCUCCGAAUCCGGCUAGAGUGGCUCCCGAUCCCGGAGAUGAAGGUGUUUUCCGGCGGUUCCUUCAGUGGCGGCCGAUAUACCAGUUGGCGGCACCAUCUCCAUCGCCGGCGCUCCGGUCACUUCCUGCCGGAGAGAAGCUUCUGGAGAAGUUGCGUGGCAUGGACAUUUCCAGGGAGCGGAUUCGAUUGGACGGACUGAGCCCCCCGCCACCGUCGACGGCGUCGGAGACGUCGGCGGAGCGGAAGUUGACGGUGGGGGAUGCGAGGAAGCUGCUGAGGGUGUCGCAGCUUGAAAUGGUGAAAUCGAACCUCAGGCAGAUCACGAAGGACCAUAUAUCAUUCGAUGAGUUCGUUGAGAUCUGCUCUGGAGGCUGCUCGAAUGCAGAGCAGGGGCUGCAGUUUGCGAAGAUGCUCGACGAGUCUGGGACCGUUAUCGUCUUAGGAAACGUUGUGUUCCUCAGACCUGACCAGGAAAUUGAAACAAAUGUUGCGCCAGAUCUAAAACGUGUAAAGGGUUCCACGUUUGAGAUGGUAGUGAAAAUCAUCCAGGACCUGAUGCCCGUACCAGUACCCAAGCAGGACGAUCAGAGGUGGAAGGAACUUGAAGAAAUGGAAAACCAAAAGGCCGGCAUUGACAGAAAGGCAGAGUCUCUGGUUCGCCGGGAACUCUGGUGUGGGCUGGGAUACCUUGUCAUUCAGACAGCUGCAUUCAUGAGGCUCACCUUCUGGGAACUGUCUUGGGAUGUCAUGGAGCCCAUUUGCUUCUACGUAACGUCCAUGUACUUCAUGGCUGGCUAUGCUUUCUUCCUCAGGACAUCCAAGGAGCCUUCUUUCGAAGGUUUCUUCCAGAGCCGGUUUAGCACAAAGCAAAAGCAGCUUAUGAAGAUGAACAGUUUUGAUAUUGUAAGGUUCAAUGAGCUCCGGAGAGCUUGUUAUCCUGGGUCAUCGUCAUCUCCUGGGCAUGGUUUUUCGAUUACUCCAUCAUUUGAUAAUUUGGAAAGGACACAGUUUGGUGCGUUGCAUUCAUAAAUAUGACAGAGAGAAUCAUAUAACACACAAAAGCAAAACAUAAAUUUUGAUUUUUUGUAUUUUCUUGUCCUUUAUUCCGGAUUUAAGUAUUCUGUUGCGGCUUCCUGUAAACAUGAAGAGGUUUUGGCUUAGUGAUUAUACAAUACCCCGAUCAAGUUAAACAACAUCACCCCACUUCAAAACUUACUGUCAUAAAUGAAAUAUACUCUUAUAACUUUGUGAAUA
Molecule: messenger RNA, 1476 nt
Organism: Camellia sinensis
Lineage: Eukaryota; Viridiplantae; Streptophyta; Magnoliopsida; Ericales; Theaceae
Product: calcium uniporter protein 3, mitochondrial
Biological process (GO): mitochondrial calcium ion homeostasis; calcium import into the mitochondrion
Cellular component (GO): uniplex complex
Molecular function (GO): uniporter activity; calcium channel activity
Source: RefSeq, a predicted model, not a curated record